CCCUUUUAUUGUUGGAGGUUGGAUGGGAAAUUAGUAAAUUGUUUGGCUCGCCCUUUCAGCAAACAGAGCUGUUUUCAGAGUGGAACCAGGUGGCCAUGUUGAGGUAAGCACAGCACCUUUUGGAAAGGUGUUGUCACCUGUGGCUCCAUCAGGAAGCGAUUCCUAGGCGCCGUCGACUGUCAGAGCUCACCGACAGAGGGACAAUGAAGCAGACAGCAGCAGACAGCAGGGAGUAGUUUCGCUCUUCAUUAUUAUUAUUUUUUGGUUCCCUCUAAGCCUCCUUUGUGUCGGCCUGCGUCUGCAGUCUGAAAGGAAGCGCUUCCUGAUAACAGGAGGGCACAUCUCCGUUCCAUUCCGCUGAUUGACUGCGCACGGCUUCAUCGCCUGAGCUGGCGGCGUUGACGCAUUGUGGAGCCGACAGACUCAGGGGGUAAGCAGCGCAACCCCGGCUUCGCCACACGUCGGAGGCAGCCACUGAGACCGCGAUGGCCGUGGUGCAGCUCGAAUCGGGGGACCAUCACCCGGAGAACGGCUUCGUGUCUCCGGAAUCCGUAUGGCCGGGAAAACUGACGCGCGUCGACGAAUCGGUUCUACCGUUCCUCGGGGGAUUUGGGAGAUACCAGAAACAGCUGAUCGCGCUGACAUGGAUCCCUGCGUUAUUCAUCGGGUUCAGUCAGUACUCGGACGUUUUCCUUUUCGCCCAGCCGAACAGCACAUGCGUCCAGCCUUCGCUCAACUGGACUAACCAGAAAGCAGGCUACCUCGUGCAGUCGGACGGCAGCAAAAACACAAGAGCUCCGCAAGAUUAUUCUUCUCGGGGCAGAAAUACCAGCGUCCACAAGAACAACAACAACAUCAGCAGCAGCAGCAGCAGCAGCAACGUGGACUGCCUGUGCAGCGAGUGGACCUUCGAGUCACACACAGGACUGGUGGAGAACGUGGUUACCAAGUGGAGUCUGGUGUGUGAUUCCGCAUCAGAAGUUCACAUUGCAAAGUUCUCUCUUUUGGUGGGGUCAAUCUUUGGAUACCUCGUGUUUGGAAUUCUUGCAGAUUGGUUUGGUCGGUAUCCAGUGCUGAUCAUGUCGAUGUUGUUUAUGCUGGUGUUUGGUUUAUCCGUGGCUUUCUCUGUCAACGUCCCAAUGUUCAGCACUUUGAGAUUCUUUGAGGGCUUCUGCCUUGCAGGGAUCAUACUCUCUCUCUACGUCCUCAGGAUUGAGCUGUGCACGCCAAAAUGGCGAUUUUCCAUGACCAUGAUCGCCAGUUUUGUGGUGUUGGGUGGCCAACUUCUCAUGCCCUUUGUGGUGUACCUCUGUCGAGACUGGCAGGUACUUCAAGCUGUCAUCGUCUGUCCCCUGCUGCUAAUGAUGUCCUACAUUUGGAUCUUCCCUGAGUCACUGCGCUGGCUGCUUGCCACUCAGCAGUACCACCGCUCCAAACGAAUCAUAGAAGACAUCCUGCAGAAAAACAGAGUGGACUUAACUCUUGAUAGCGGUGACAUUUUCACAGAGCUACAGCAGGAUAUUCAAAAGAAACCCAAGAAGACGUGCAUCGUGAAGAUGGUUGGGACCAGAAACCUGUGGAAGAACAUUGUUGUUCUGUGCGUCAACUCGCUAACAGGCUAUGGGAUCCACCACUGCUUCGCUCGCAGCUUGAUGGAUCAGGAAGUCCAAGAACCCAUGCUCCUAAACUUCUAUGCAGAUUAUUACACUAUGGCGGGCAUUGCAGUGGCGUCGUGCAUUGCUCUGUGCCCGGCUGUCGGCUUGAUGGGCCGACGUGGAGGCCUUCUUAUGUUCAUGAUAAUCACCGCCCUGGCGUCGCUGCUGCAGCUGGGGCUGCUUAACUUGUUGGGGAAGUACAGCGCACACCUGAAUAUUGCUGAAAGCUCGGAUACCCUGAAUAAAAACUUCUCCAUCGCCUUUUCCAUCAUCGGUAUGUUCUCCUCCCACGCAGUCAGCAACCUGAGCAUUUUCUUCUGUGCUGAGAUCACGCCCACUGUGAUCAGGGGGGGUGGUGUGGGUCUGGUCCUGGCCAGCGCUGGCUUCGGCAUGCUCACUGCACCCAUCAUGGAGCUGCACAAUCAGAAGGGCUAUUUUCUUCACCACAUCAUUUUUGCCUGCUGCACUCUCAUUUGCAUCAUCUGCAUUCUGCUGCUGCCCGAGCCCCGCUCUAAGUCCCUCCCCGAGACCCUGCCAGAUGGAGAGAGCUACACUCGGGAACCCCUUCUGCAGUCGCUGAGACACAGAGAAAACAGCCAUCUGCUGCCCCAGUCGCAAAGUGGCAAGGACUACAGCCGAGUGAGUGACACCCCACUCCAUGAGGUGGGCACAGCUGUAGUGUCAACCAUGGAGUCCACGGCAUCGUCUGCUAUUGAACUGACUGCUCAGAUGCACGGCAACAUGACCGCCACCGUGGUCACAGAGGUCCAACAUAGCAAUUCUGAGCCGAAGGACCCUAAUGGUCACUCUGUAUCAUCUUCAUCGCCAACCUCUGCAGCAGGGUUGGGUAAGGAUAGUGUCAUCUGUGCCAGCCAAGAGCACCUGCUGUCUUCCAGUCCUUUACACAAAGCCCCGUGUGCCACUGACCCACUUUUGUCUGAUGAAGAACCUUUUGCAAUAGUUUUGAAUUCUGUUGAGUCAAAGGCAGAAUACAUCCCUCUGAAAUUGGAUAGCAUCACCCUGUCCCCCACACCUAUAGAUGACUCAGGUCCUGCAGCUUCAACAGAUCCUUCCCCUCAUGACGCCCCGCAGACUGUGUCCAACUCUUCACCGGUUUGCACCACACCCAUCCAUGAUGUCCCUCCGAGCUCCACGGAAGAGCCCCCAAAUCCUUUGGAAAGUGACUUGGAUGCAACCAUCCCCAAGUCUGACCUCUUUGUUUCUGAGAAAAGUCAAGCGCCUUUAGAGGACACCCCUCUCCCUGCCUCAGCCCCUCCAUCUCCUUCUCCCUCCCCAGUUCCAGUAACAGACAUUGACAUUCCUCCCUCGCCCUCUGUAGCUCCACACAAUGACAUUCCCCUUCAGUCACAAACAGUAGAUGAAUCUCAGCUAGAUUGUUCUUCUCCCUGUCCUCCAGAUACAUCUCCUCAAGAUCCUCAAAGUUUGCUCCCUUUUUCUGAAACUUCUACACAUGUUGACUUGGGUCACAAACCCUCAGUGGACUCUGUCCCUCCCUCAAAAAUACAACCUAUUAACGCUCCCGUAUCAUGUCCUUCCAUCCUUCCUGUCACAGACAUAGUUCACAGCUCAUCUCCAGAUUCCACCUCACUGACUGUCACAGACUCUCAGCCUGAUUCAGUAUCACAUUCUGUCACAGAUCCAGACUCUUCAGGACCGGCUCCUGCCUCUCUAAUAGAGUGUACAGUGUCCUCCCCCAUAGAUUCUGGUGUCCCCUUGGCCAGAGAUGGGGAGAGUGCCACAACAGAAAACGACUCCAUCGACGGUACGAUAUCUUUGUGAGCCAGUGCUGCAGCACAGAAAUUAAGCUUUAAGUGUUUUACAAAGGGGAGCAUCCCAUAGUGAUACCACAGCGGGCGGUGGGAGCCGGUGAAUGUUACCACUCCAGUCGACAAGGGUCGACUCGCAGAUUUGCAACUCCCUCACCCCGACCCCUCUAUGUGCAUUUAGCCAAUAACUGAGACUGCAGGAGUGAAGGUGUGCCGCACGCUGGUUUGUGACCGGAAGCCUCCACUCGUCAGGAAUGUCACUGGAAAUCACCAGCGCAGAAAAUACUUGGAUGUAAACAAACGUGGGAAAUCUUUGUCAUUUUGAAGAUGGUGCCCGCCAUUACAGGGUGAAGCUCUGUCAUCAUCUCUGGUAAAGAAAUGCAAAGAUGUUAGAAACAAAAAAGAGGUACUUUUGCUUGGAUUUCUCUUACACAUUUGUAUGAAGAUCUCGCCUUACUUGUAUAAAGAAAGAAAACCUGAAUGAAGUAUUUUUCUGCUAAUUCAAAUCAUCCAAAUUGGAGUAUCCCCCUUUUUCUCAGUUUUACCAAACUCUUUUGACUGAAACCAAAAUUUAGAAGUAGUGCCAAAAAGUCUAUGGCUGUACUGUGUUUGCCUGUUUGAGGAAACACCAGUACACUGUAAAUCCCUAUUCAGAAGAUGGAUAAAUAUAAAAUAAAUGCAAGCUUUAUGAGUGUUUGGCCAUUUAGAGGAAAUGAAAAAAAAAUCAGCUUUUUUUUUCAACAUGUGGCUUAUUGUAAGAACUUCCAUAUUGGGGAAAAUAGAGCAAUAUUGUCUAUUAAGGUACUCCAAAUCAGUGGAAUGCAACAUCUUUGUUUGUACGUGUGAUUGUGUAAGUAAAUGAAUAAUUGAGCUGGAGUUUCAAAGUAUUAUUUUGAAGGCAUUUAAAAAAUCUCUCCUUAAUGUACAGAACUAUACAUCCUUCUUACAGUAUUUGUGGCACUCUAAUGUGCUGGCACUUUUUGUGCAGUUAGGGGGGGGGGGAGCAUGAAAUUAAUUGUGAAGUUGUUAAAAAAAAAGCUAUUAAAUUGCAAAAAGUCUUUUAUCUUAUUUUUACUUUUUGAAAGAAAACCUGUAGACUCCAAUAAGUUUGAUGUGAUUGCCAACUGUUGCUGCACCAACAAUCUUCUGUUUUCCAUUAGUCGAUGUGUUCAUAGAUUCAUUCACACACAGCUGCGAUUACAUUGAAAAAGAAAAUUGCAAUACACUUGACAAAAAGACAUUUCAAUGGAGAAAGCACUUUUUUUUUUCUUUAAAAGUCCACAUCCACCUGUGGAUGGCUGCAUACUUGACUUGAACAAGUCGGAAACUUGACAGUUCUUCUACUUUUUUAUGUUUUAAAGUUGUAAUAUUUGUCUUUAAAAGGACGUUUACACUGAAACUAAUAAUAAUAAUGUUUAUGACUGGCUCUCUGAUGAAUUUGUAAACUCUUCCCUCAGCUGGGAUCGGCUCCAUCAUGACUAUGAAGAUGAAAAAGGGGGGCUUGUAAAAGACCAAAUUAUUGCAUAAUAAUAGCAAUGCAGUACUGUAAAACUAUGAAGCCAAUGAAAUGGUGUCCUUUCAUUUCAAAUGUGAUAUUACUCAGAUUAUAAAUCCAGGGAGUUCUUUUAGUUUAUUUAGUGGUUCUCCUCUGAAAACCUUCUUUACCAUGGUUCAAUUCUGUGUGCACUGAUUGACUCAUCAAGUGGGUGGUUUCCUCAAACUCAGCAUAUAGGGAGCAAUAAAAGCUCUGUUGAUGAAUGAAUUCAGGUUAUUUUAAAUUAAGAAUAACACAUCUCCAUUAUUUUUAAUAACUUUGUCGUCUCAUGUCAAGCAAUACAGUAUGUACAUCAUCCUGCUGCACCUCAGAGCACAAUGAACUGCAAACGUACGAUGUUUAGACUUUGCUCCUUUACAGUAGAAACAAAGAAAAAAGGGAAGAUGGAUGGGAGUUUUGGAUGCUGCUAGUUCAUCUUUUUUUUUUUUUUCAUCCAAAUGUGAAAGGCAUGUGACACAUUGCCUGCAGUGGCCGCACAUCAACUCUUCUGUGAAUGUCGUGCUCCAUUUUAUAGAAUCACAGGUGCAAAUCCAGUGACACAGCACAACACAAUCAGUGUCACGUCUGAGUUCUGUUACUUCCAUUUCUGACCUGCAGCUCUUUUCACUGAGCGAAGAUCGCUUUAGCUUAGCACGGAGUUCAGUGAAAGCACAGUUAGCACCAGCCAUGGGCUUGAUUGUUACUCUGUCAUAGUUGGUAAAGCAAAAAAAAAAAAAAGGAGAAGGUUGGGUUUUGUUGUUGUAAAUAGUUAUCGUGGAUUCAUCCACUUUUCUUAAGAUGAAGGCUCAGAAAUAAUAGCACGGGAUGGUAAGACCAGAUGUGAUGAAGUCUUACCCCUGCUGAUUGACCUAACAUCUCCUGAACUGGAGAAUUGAAUGAAUGUAAAAUCAUGGAUUGUACAAUUCUAAGUUUCACUUCUUUAGUUUCAGUUUGUUGUUGUUUUAACUGACAUGACGCACUUGUACAUAAGCCAUACCUGUUGUUAAAAUAAACCACUAUUUAUUGAUUAAA
Messenger RNA from Oryzias latipes (Japanese medaka), 6008 nucleotides. Its product is annotated as solute carrier family 22 member 23. Gene Ontology annotation, biological process: transmembrane transport. Gene Ontology annotation, cellular component: membrane. The record is from RefSeq and is a predicted model, not a curated record. NCBI's taxonomy places the organism in Eukaryota, Metazoa, Chordata, Actinopteri, Beloniformes, Adrianichthyidae. Gene Ontology annotation, molecular function: transmembrane transporter activity.